Molecule: messenger RNA, 834 nt
Organism: Penicillium vulpinum
Lineage: Eukaryota; Fungi; Ascomycota; Eurotiomycetes; Eurotiales; Aspergillaceae
Product: copper acquisition factor BIM1-like domain-containing protein
Exons: 3
Coding region: 1-834 (277 amino acids)
Source: RefSeq, a predicted model, not a curated record
AUGAAGAACUACGUCGCACUACUUGCUGCCUCUGCCAUUGGAGCAUACGCCGCUCAUGGCGACGAAGCGAGCACAGAGAUGGGCCCGGCCGCGUUCCUGUGGCCCGCUGAUCGUCUCUGGGGUGCAGCUUACGACAACAAUGCCCCAUGUGGCUCAUCCACCGGGCCUGUAAACCGAACUGACUUCCCAUUGAUCAACGGCAAGCUCGCACUUGUACUUCAGGACGAGUCAUGGAAUGUGCAAAUUGCCAUCUCUCACAAAAGCAACCCAACUAGCAAUGCCGACUUCGAGUCCUUCAUUGAUGGCUCAAGUCUUAAUGAUAUCAUGCCCGGACACGAAUGCUACUCUGUCCCCAACCCAUCUAUUGACGUGGAAGAGGGAAACAACGCCACCUUCCAGAUCAAAUACACCUCUGAUUUUGAUACCGACAAAAACGAAACCUACUACGCAUGCGCCGAUAUCACUUACGUUGCAGCAAGCAAGUUCACCUACCAAGUCCCUUGCUUCAAUGUGACCUCGGAGGAGUUCACCGAUGUGACUGAUGAGGACACAUCUGGAUCUUCUUCUUCUUCUUCUUCUUCUUCUAGCUCAAGCACUAGUUCUUCGAGCGAUAAGAGCUCCGGUCUUUCUGGAGGCGCUAUUGCGGGUAUUGUGGUUGGAUCAGUCGUUGCAUUGGGUCUUGGAAUUGCCUUGAUGUUCUUCUACCGAAGACUGCUGCAGAAGUACCGCGUCAUGCGCCAGAAGGCUUCCACCCGGAAUGUGAACUGGAAUGAGGAGGCGCCUCAGUACAAAGCCGAGGAUGAGACUCCCAUUGGUCUUCGCAAGAUCAGGUGA